AUGACUGAGACCGUAGAACUUUCCGCACUGUCUCUGCCCUGCCAUAACCAUCGCACCUUGGCAUCAUCCUACAUUCAGGAAGUUGCCGCCUUGGUUCUCGACAAUGGUUCGGGUAUGUGCAAAGCCGGUUUUGCCGGUGAUGACGCACCCCGUGCUGUUUUCCCUUCGAUCUGCGGUCGUCCUCGUCACCAGGGUGUGAUGGUUGGAAUGGGCCAAAAAGAUUCUUACGUGGGCGACGAAGCUCAAUCCAAGAGAGGUAUCUUGACUUUGAAGUACCCUAUUGAACACGGGAUCGUUACGAACUGGGACGACAUGGAAAAGAUCUGGCAUCACACCUUCUACAACGAGCUUCGAGUGGCUCCUGAAGAACACCCCGUCCUGUUGACCGAAGCCCCUCUCAAUCCUAAAGUUAACCGAGAAAAGAUGACUCAAAUCAUGUUUGAGACUUUCAAUGCUCCGGCCUUUUACGUCGCCAUCCAGGCCGUGCUUUCGUUGUACGCCUCCGGUCGUACCACUGGUAUCGUAUUGGAUUCUGGAGACGGUGUGACACACACUGUCCCCAUCUACGAGGGUUACGCCUUACCCCACGCGAUUUUGAGGCUCGAUCUUGCCGGUCGGGACUUGACAGACUACUUGAUCAAGAUUUUGAUGGAGCGAGGUUACAGCUUCACCACCACGGCCGAAAGGGAAAUCGUUCGCGACAUCAAAGAAAAACUUUGUUACGUUGGUUUGGACUUUGAACAAGAGAUGCAAACCGCCAGUCAAUCUUCCGCUCUUGAGAAGAGCUACGAAUUACCUGAUGGACAGGUCAUCACCAUUGGAAAUGAGCGUUUCCGUUGCCCCGAGGCUCUGUUCCAACCUUCCUUACUUGGUUUGGAAGCCUCCGGUAUCCACGAGACCACCUACAACUCGAUCAUGAAGUGUGAUCUUGAUAUCAGAAAGGACCUCUACGGUAACGUCGUCAUGUCCGGUGGUACGACUAUGUACUCUGGUAUUUCCGACCGAAUGCAAAAGGAAAUCACCGCCCUUGCUCCUAGCAGCAUGAAGGUUAAGAUUGUCGCCCCACCAGAGAGGAAAUACUCCGUAUGGAUUGGUGGUUCUAUCUUGGCUUCUUUAUCCACCUUCCAACAGAUGUGGAUCUCGAAGCAAGAGUACGAUGAGAGCGGUCCCUCAAUCGUUCAUCGUAAAUGUUUCUGA
Messenger RNA from Puccinia triticina, 1197 nucleotides. RefSeq names its product actin family protein. NCBI's taxonomy places the organism in Eukaryota, Fungi, Basidiomycota, Pucciniomycetes, Pucciniales, Pucciniaceae. The transcript has 8 exons. Bases 1 to 1197 code for a protein of 398 amino acids. The record is from RefSeq and is a predicted model, not a curated record.